AUGAAAUACCAGUCAAUGCCCAAGGACGACGAUGGCGAAUCUGAUGACGACGACGAGUCCGAAUGUGAGCGACCUAUCUUUUCGGCCGCACACAAGGACGCAGUGAAGCAAAAAGGUGGUUUGUUUGGAUACCUCGCUCAAUUCAAAGUCUUCUUGCCGUACCUUUGGCCAUCGGCCGAACGGAAACUCCAGGCAUACUUCUGUGUUAUAGGCCUCAACAUACUCGCAGAGCGGGCUCUGAAUGUUCUCUACCCACGACAAUUCGGCAUCGUCGUAGACAAGCUCUAUCUCGUCGUCAGUGCUGGCGGUCCGGUGCCAGUACAGGAAAUUUUGCUCUGGAUCCUCUACGAACUGCUGCUGCAAGAGGCUUGUGGGCUUCCUGCGCUCAGCGAGUUCCUCGAGAUUCGCGUGUCGAACCGGACACGCUUGCGUCUCAGUGUCGCAGCCUUUGACCACGUCAUGGGUCUGCCCAUGAGCUUUCACGAUAGCAAAGCCUCGGGCGAGUUGAUCAAGGCAGUGGAACAAGCAGGCUCCAUGAGUUCGUUGCUACGUAUGUUGGCCUUGGAGACGGCUCCCUUCCUGAUCGAUGUUGUUGUCGCGCUUUGGUAUGUGAAUGCCAUUCUGGGCAUCUAUGGGGCUGUAAUCGUGCUAUAUGUCGGUGUAGCAUUCAGCUUCGUUACCUACACCAUUUCUAUCGUCAUGGCCAAAGCACGAAGAACUUAUGCAGCGGACUCGAGAUCACAGAGUCAAUUACUCUACGAAACGAUUAGCAACUGGUCCACGGUAUCGUUCUUCAAUCGUCAUCGCCACGAGCACGAACGUCUCUUUGACACAGCCAGCACGGCGAUCUCAUCGAGUCAGUGGGACAAUGAUGUCGCCAUCUACAUUUUCGCUGCGCAGCAAUUUAUUGAAAUUGCCGGCAGGCUGGCCACUGCCCUUCUGUCAGCAUACAGGAUCGCACUUGGUUUGAGCCCGGUCGGCAUCUUUGUGGCUAUCGAGGUGUACUGGGACAGCGUUACGAGGCCGUUAUGGCAUUUAAGCUACAAUUUCCGUCAACUAUCAUCCGAUCUCAUUGACGCAGAGCGCUUGUUGGAACUGUUCCAGCAAUCAUCCGAUAUCAAAGACGGUCCACGUACACUGCCUUCUUUCCUAUCCGGGGAGAUCGAAUUCUCAGAUGUGGAUUUUGGAUACAACGCCGAGCAAAUCACGCUGAAGAAUGUAUCUUUCCGCGCCAAACCGGGACAGACAAUCGCUAUCGUUGGCGAGACAGGCAGUGGAAAGUCCACAGUGCUAAAGCUGCUCAUGCGCUUUUACGAUGUUGCAUCAGGCUCGAUCAAAGUCGAUGGUGUGGAUCUCAGGGACGUCACUGUACAAUCCUUACGUGAGGCUUUCGGUUUCGUGCCUCAGAAUGCGGUUCUGUUCAAUGCCUCGAUCUUCGAGAAUGUUCGCUAUGGCAGACUCAACGCCACAGUCGAAGAAGUCCACUGUGCCUGUCGGGCUGCUGCAAUACACGACCGUAUCAUGAGCUUCCCGAGAGGAUAUGACACGAAGGCUGGAGAGCGAGGCGUCAAGCUUUCAGGGGGCGAGUUGCAGCGCAUUGCCAUCGCGAGAGUCAUGUUGAGAAACCCACAGAUUGUGCUUCUCGACGAAGCUACCUCUGCUUUAGACACCGAGACUGAAUCGAAGAUCCAAGAUGCUUUACGCUCUCUGACCACAGGAAGGACAACAAUUGUCAUCGCGCAUCGUCUGUCGACCAUAGUGGAUGCCGAUAUGAUCCUCAUGCUUAACCAAGGCAAGAUCAUCGAACGAGGAACUCACAGUUUUCUGUUGCAACAGAAUGGCAAAUACAAGGACUACUGGUUCCAGCAGACGCGUACGCCGCCAGUGGUCAGUGAAGACUGA
Molecule: messenger RNA, 1902 nt
Organism: Cyphellophora europaea CBS 101466
Lineage: Eukaryota; Fungi; Ascomycota; Eurotiomycetes; Chaetothyriales; Cyphellophoraceae
Exons: 1
Coding region: 1-1902 (633 amino acids)
Biological process (GO): transmembrane transport
Cellular component (GO): membrane
Molecular function (GO): ATP binding; ABC-type transporter activity; ATP hydrolysis activity
Source: RefSeq, a predicted model, not a curated record